UCACCUGACCCAAAAUUUCCCAAGUGGUGUUAGGAAAAAUGGCUAGGCUCCAGCUGCUUUCAUUAUUAGUCCUCGCUCUCGUCAUUUCACAGAGUUCAUCACAAGGGGUGGCGCCGGCGCCAUCCACCGCUCCAGCUCAGCCGCCACUCAGCGCAGCGGCUCAGGCCUACCUCGAUGCUCACAACAAAGCCAGAGCUGAAGUGGGUGUUCAGCCUCUCAAGUGGAGCGCAGCUCUCGCUAAUGCCACCAGCCUUCUGGUUCGAUACCAGAGAGACAAACAAAGCUGCAACUUUGCAAAUUUAAGCAGCGGAAAGUACGGUGGCAAUCAGCUGUGGAGCAGUGGAUCAGUGGUGUCACCUCAGGCGGCUGUGGAAUCUUGGGUGGCUGAGAAGAAGUAUUACAAUUAUGCAGACAAUUCUUGCCCAGCUGACCACAAGUGUGGUGUCUAUACACAGGUUGUCUGGAAGAAGUCUCUGGAAUUGGGGUGUGCGCAAGCUUCAUGUGCAAAAGACUCUUCUACUAUAACUAUAUGUUUCUAUAAUCCUCCUGGAAAUAUUGUCGGAGAGAAACCUUAUUAGAUUAAGGCUAUGCCCUUUUCAUAUCAGUGUUAAGUUGAAUAAUUAAGGGUUUUCGAAAUGAAAUUUUACUCUGUCUAUA
Messenger RNA from Daucus carota subsp. sativus, 657 nucleotides. RefSeq names its product STS14 protein. The record is from RefSeq and is a predicted model, not a curated record. Bases 39 to 578 code for a protein of 179 amino acids. NCBI's taxonomy places the organism in Eukaryota, Viridiplantae, Streptophyta, Magnoliopsida, Apiales, Apiaceae. The transcript has a single exon.